Messenger RNA from Sciurus carolinensis (gray squirrel), 731 nucleotides. It is a transcript of the gene Hint2, whose product is annotated as histidine triad nucleotide binding protein 2. Gene Ontology annotation, cellular component: mitochondrion; cytoplasm. NCBI's taxonomy places the organism in Eukaryota, Metazoa, Chordata, Mammalia, Rodentia, Sciuridae. The record is from RefSeq and is a predicted model, not a curated record. The coding region runs from base 93 to 650 and encodes 185 amino acids. Gene Ontology annotation, molecular function: hydrolase activity. The transcript has 5 exons.
ACUGCCCACCUCCAGUAGGUCGCGGAGUUGCCACCUCCCAGUAGGUCGCGGAGUUGGGUGCGGAACUGAGUUGUUCCCGCAGCUCCGGGAGAAUGGCUGCGGCGGUGGUACUAGCCGCCGGCGUGCGCGCGGCGAGGAGAGCCUUGGCGGUCUCUGGACCCCGGGGGGCGCAGCUCCAACUGAGUACUGGAAGAGCAUUUGCCAGCUGCCUCCCUUGGGUGUGUCUGACCCACCUGCAGGUCCGGGGAGCUGCAGGUGUGACAGACGGGAGUGAAGUGACCAAGGCCCAGCAGGCAGCUCCUGGAGGAGCAGCUCCGACCAUCUUCUCCCGGAUCCUGGACAGAAGCCUUCCAGCUGACAUUCUAUAUGAGGACCAGCAGUGUCUGGUGUUCCGUGAUGUGGCCCCUCAGGCUCCUGUGCAUUUUCUGGUCAUUCCUAAGAAGCCCAUUCCUCGUAUUAGCCAGGCUGAAGAAGAAGACCAACAGCUUCUAGGACACCUUCUCCUUGUAGCCAAGAAGACAGCAAAGGCUGAAGGCCUGGGAGAUGGAUACCGACUUGUGAUCAAUGAUGGAAAGCUGGGAGCACAAUCUGUAUAUCACCUUCACAUUCACGUACUUGGAGGACGCCAACUCCAUUGGCCUCCAGGUUGAACCUGCCAACUGACCCAAGAAACUUGGAUCUGGAUGUUUGGAUGGGAAAAGGGAAACUGUGAUGCUAAUAAACCUAUUCUC